Exophiala aquamarina CBS 119918 is the source of this 1347-nucleotide messenger RNA. RefSeq lists its product as uncharacterized. The transcript has a single exon. Gene Ontology annotation, biological process: carbohydrate metabolic process; cell wall organization. Gene Ontology annotation, molecular function: glucan endo-1,3-beta-D-glucosidase activity; 1,3-beta-glucanosyltransferase activity. Lineage: Eukaryota; Fungi; Ascomycota; Eurotiomycetes; Chaetothyriales; Herpotrichiellaceae. Gene Ontology annotation, cellular component: cell surface; fungal-type cell wall; extracellular region. The record is from RefSeq and is a predicted model, not a curated record. The coding region runs from base 1 to 1347 and encodes 448 amino acids.
AUGAAGGCCCUCUGUCUAGGUCUGCUUGCCGUGAGCGCUCAAGUCGGCUUGGCGGUCCCUCAUGGUAGGUUUAACGCCUUCAUCCGUCGCUCCGACACGAACUCACCGUUUCAAGAUCACCACCAACAUCGACAUCCUGUGCGUGCUGUAACCACCAACACUGUCGUCGAUGUAGUAACGGUUACCGCGUCCAAUGCUGUUGUAUGGGUGGAUCAGAACGGCGUGAUCCUCUCUACUGAGUACCAUGACAAGCCUCCUGCAACCUCCGCCGCUACAGUUCCACCUACAGUCACACACACCGCUCCUGUCCAAAGUGGUGCCCCCAGCAGCGCUCCUCCAAGUGCUUCCUCACAACCUGCUUCCUCAUCCCAAGCCGCCAAUCGCCAAUCCAGCACCGCCCAAGGUAAUGCUCGCCCAAGCGACCAACAGACGUCCCCAUCUUACACUCCGCCAUUCUCUACGAACUAUCCUUCAUCUAAUGCUCCUACUUCAUCUGCUGCCCCAGCAUCCAAUUCUCCUGCCGGCAGUGCCGCACCCUCCAGUGGUGGCCAGAACAAAGUUCCUGCCGACAUGAGUGGGCUGGGGAUCUGCUAUGAAUUGAUCGAUAAUGCCGUCCAAUGCAGAUCAAAAGACACCAUGAACUCAGACUUUGCCCUCUUGAAGAGCCAGGGUUUUACCAAAGUCCGUGUUUACGACAUUGGCUGUCCGCUCGGUGAUGUUGCAGCCGCCGCUGGUGCUCAGGGUCUGGCUCUGAUCGCUGGUAUUAAUACUGUCAGUAGCGUUGCAAGUGAUAUUGCAAAACUCAUCAGCAUGCUGCAAGGCAACUGGGGUGUCGUCGAUACAAUCGUUGUUGGAAACGAGGUCGUUAAUACUAAUUCCGGCGCGGUUGGGUCAGUCGUUGCCGCCAUCGCAACUGCACGCGCUUUACUCUCCGCUGCCGGUUUCAGCGGGCACGUCGUCACGGUUGACACCUUCAUAGCACACUCAAAUCAUCCUGAGCUUUGCGCCAACUCAGACUACUGCGCUGUCAAUGCCCAUGCUUUCUUCGAUGUGAACACUUUGGCCGAACAGGCUGGCGAUUUCGUUCUGAAUACAGCUAUUGGAAUGGUUCAAAAAGUCGCCAAUGGCAAGACUAUAGUUGUCACCGAAUCUGGUUGGCCACAUCAGGGUUCUCCCAACGGAAAGGCAGUGCCCUCUGUACCAAAUCAACAAGCGGCAAUUGGAUCACUCAAAUCCAAGGUCGCUGGAAGUGGCAUUGGCCUUUUUCUCUUCCAGGCCUACGACGCAACCUAUAAACAGCCUGGAGCUCUGGGUGUCGAGCAAUUCUUUGGUAUCUACGGCCACUGA